AUGAGUGUGGGUCUGGACGUGGUUGCACUUGCGCGGCAGCUCCGGGAUUUGAAUUUCGACGAGAGCACUAUCGUGCAGAUAUGCAAACAGGAGCGUGAGGAGCAUGAGCGCAAGGAGAAGGAGGAGCGUGAGCGCAAGGAGAAGGAGGAGCGUGAGCGCAAGGAGAAGGAGGAGCGUGAGCGCAAGGAGAAGCUGAAUGAAGUGCAUCACCUAGUCAACAGUGACUUUCUUCAGACCUAUCUGUCCAUUACAGGGCACACUUGGGUUCGAAAGGCGUCUCCAAGUGAGGCAGCAGGCUAUUUGCCUGAGAAGCCACCUUCCGAGACUCCAAGGAUUAGUGACAUCAACAGCAAUGACAAGAUCUUUGGCAUUGUGGUGCUGCCUCCGAGCUCUCAUUACUUGGCCCUUGAGAUCGUUCAGCAAGCUGAAGCGCUGUUGUCUCCUGAUGUCGUUCUGCCUCAAGAAGGCAUCCAUACCGAUUUGAUAUCCGCAUAUUCGUGCCUCAGCCACGUGCACGCGACCCUGAGGCACGAGCCUUACUUCUCGACGGUUAUUACACCGGCUUUGCACGAGCACUUUGUCACGACUGUAGUCAGCCCUGAGCAGGAACCAGUCAGGAAGGUCGUGCGCUUUUCACACCAGGCAUCAAUCGGCAGCGGCGCCACGCACGCUGACUGGGUGGGAGUUGACUCCCAGAGGCAUCCGGUCGUCAUGGGCGAGUGCAAAAUGGAACGCAAGCACUUUGACAACUUUGGUGGCCAAGUGGGCAACGAGGUUGUGCGGCUUGGCAUCCUGCCGACGAAAUACGAUAUGCGACAGGAAAGGCAACACCUGUUCUAUCCUCUCACCAACAUCAACGUGUGUAAGGACAUUGUGACCGCCUAUCUGGUCUUGCACGUGACGCGCCCAAAGGAGGUUGAGGUGGUCGCAGACAUGUUUGGCUUGCGCAAAGCAAAUAAGACAUACUUUCUGGCCUUUCUUCGACUUGGAUCCGCCAAAAUUUCGACCGACGCCAACGACCAGCGGGCUGUCUGGGCGCUUUUGACAGCCUGCAAGGAUUUUGUCACGAAUCGCCUGCCUGGUAUCAUCGAAGCCCGUCGUGGCAACAAGUUUCAGCUGCCAUCCGACUGCGAGCCCUUUCCCUGCCCGGAUCGGGGCAUGAAGGGUUGGACAUGUAGCGCCGCGUACGGGCCCAACGUGCAGGUUUACGAACGUCAGUCGGAGUCGUGGGUCAUCAAGCACUACGACUACUGGGGUCGCCGAUCUGGGGCUUUGAGCACAUGUUUGUAUCAGAUUGCUCCCACUGAUGUUCGCGAGCCGCCGUUCGAGGUGCUGAAAGCGCUUGGCGCGUUGGAAAAGACUGGCAAGUUUUACAAGGCGUGGGUGGUGGACACCCUCGCGGAGGGUGUGAAGCUCCUCCGAUACCCGCGGGUGAAGACAGCUCCAUGCGGCCGCAAUGCGCACAAACAGCUGGCCAGCGUUGUUGAGCAGGUGCAAGCGUUGCACAAUUUUGGCAUUGUGCACGGCGACAUCUUGCUCCGCAACAUACUUUUUUGCAACAGCUGGCAGCUGGAGGAUUGGAUGACCAAGUCGCCAGGCUGGAAGAUGGAAGAUCAAACCAACGACGAGGAUAAAACGCCAUCCCCAAGCCGAGCGCCCUCACAGAAUGCAGAAGUGGUUUCAACGGAAGUGGCCUCGGCGGAAAUGGCCUCGCCCUCAGAGGAAGCGGCCGCGACAACUGAAGAAGCGACAGCAGAGGAGCCGGUGGCUUUCCUGAUUGACUUUGACUUGAGUCGCCAUGAAGGCGAACCAUAUGUGUCUGGUUACAACUACACAGGCAAUCUCAAGCAUUACCGUCACCCUGAUGCUCGCCCAGAUGAGAAGAUCGAAAAGUCUCAUGAUGGCUAUGCAUUGGCUCGCGUGGCUGAGCGCAUUCUUGUGGCAAAUGGUGCCCGUGAGAAUCUGAUCAAGGCGUUGGAGGAUUUGCGAUUCGAUGAUGCGAUCAAAUUGUGCAAUGAGUGUACUGGCCUUCAAACAGUGGAAAUGGUCUUCUCGGCGUCGUCAGGUAGUCCACCGCGUGACAGGGUGUCAUUUGUCAUGGAGCUAAGACACGCUUUUGUUCGAGCUUUUGCCGUUUGCAGGGGAGGGGAGCUGUUUACAAAUAACAGGGCUGGUGUGUCAUAG
Molecule: messenger RNA, 2184 nt
Organism: Monosiga brevicollis MX1
Lineage: Eukaryota; Choanoflagellata; Craspedida; Salpingoecidae
Exons: 3
Coding region: 1-2184 (727 amino acids)
Cellular component (GO): membrane-bounded organelle
Molecular function (GO): disulfide oxidoreductase activity
Source: RefSeq, a predicted model, not a curated record